This is a messenger RNA of Salarias fasciatus (jewelled blenny), 1550 nucleotides long. Its product is annotated as membrane-spanning 4-domains subfamily A member 15-like. The coding region runs from base 105 to 818 and encodes 237 amino acids. Gene Ontology annotation, cellular component: membrane. Lineage: Eukaryota; Metazoa; Chordata; Actinopteri; Blenniiformes; Blenniidae. The transcript has 8 exons. The record is from RefSeq and is a predicted model, not a curated record.
GUCUGUGGGAAGAAGAAGUUCAUCUGGGUCUGAACUGUUGCUGUCCUAAAAUUUUAAGCAAGUGGAGCAGCUCUGAAGAUCGCAGGAACAUCUGGACGUGGAACAUGGCUUCUUCUAACGUGGCUUCUUCCUACACCUCGGGAAAUAUGAUGGUGGUCACCCACAUGCUCCCAGCGGCUCCCAGCGGGUUGCAGCAGCUGCCGCUGGAUGGAAGACACAAGUUCAGGAAGGGACAUCCCAAGGCGCUCGGGACCGUUCAGAUCAUGAUUGGCGUGUUGACGCUGCAGUUUGGGAUCGCGACGGCUGUCUACCAACCUCCACUGGGAGCUUUCAGCGGGAUCUUUGUUUGGGGAGCUUUGAUCUACAUCGCCUCUGGAUCUGUGACGGUGGCUGCUGAGAAGUAUUUGAGUCGUUGCCUGAUCAACGCUUCUCUCGUGCUCAACAUUAUAGCAGCAGUUGCUGCUGUACCUGGUGUCAUCCUCUAUGGGAUGGAUCCCGCAGUCUUCUUCAGCUACCCCUACAACCGCUACAGGCCUUAUUACUAUGGUGGCUAUUCGGCUGUGGUGGCUGUGUUCCAGUUCCUGGAGCUCAUUGUUUCAAUCAUCGUGUCAGCAUACGCCUGUCAUGCAACCUGCUGCUGCAUGGAGCAGCCACAAGUCUUUGUUCAAGCUGUAGAAGGUCCGGUCACCCCUCAGGCUCCGCCCCAUUUCCCAGCAGCAUCUGUUGCCCCUGCUCAGCCAAACCCUCAGGUGGAGCCCAACUUUAAAAACCCAGGGUUUCUGGGUUCUGCUGAGCCUCCAGCUUAUCAACCUAACUAACCCACACACAUCAACUCUGAUCAUUGCAACGCUACUGCUCUUUCUUUUUCUGUAACCUUAAAAUAUGUCAAUGAGACAUGAGAGACUUCCGUAGAAUGUAUUUGAAGGAGCUUCAUGGUGGUAAAUGUGCAUUCUGCUUCUGACUUUUGUAAAGCAUGGACGAGAGAAGGGAGAGCGUAUGAGAACGUCAAUAUAUGAGUGCAAGCUGCAAAGUGAUAUAUCAUUGCUGAAAUAUGGAUCAGAUAAUACUUUGAAAAUCAAUGUGCAGACAUUGUGAAGACAUGUUGAAGUCUCACUCAACUGAUUAUAUCAAAGAAAAAUGGGAAAUUGAGAGAAACGUCUCAAUACCAAACGAGGAGUGGUUAAAUGCAUGUGAAUCUUUGUGGAAAUGUACUAAUUCUUACAAGUGGCGGGAGUUUAGCUGGAAAUGCCUUGUACGCUUCUUUAUAACACCAAAGCAAAAUUCACACUUUGCUGUGGAGACAGCCUCAUGCUGGAGAAUGUGUGGGGAUGGGGAGGCAGGACAUUGGCACAUACUCUGGGACUGUCCCAAGAUAAAACCUUUCUGGCGAGAUGCUUUGAAAGCUCUUGAUAGCAUCUUCAAUACUAGGAUCCCAUUCGAAUUCUUUACUUUGUUUCUGUUAAAUUUGAAUAAUUUUGGUGGAGUGAUAAAUAAAUAUCUCUUCUCAGUUUUGUUAAUAGCAGUGAAGAAAGCAGUUACAAGAUGUUGGC